Molecule: messenger RNA, 730 nt
Organism: Stylophora pistillata
Lineage: Eukaryota; Metazoa; Cnidaria; Anthozoa; Scleractinia; Pocilloporidae
Biological process (GO): activation of adenylate cyclase activity; hormone-mediated signaling pathway; adenylate cyclase-activating G protein-coupled receptor signaling pathway
Cellular component (GO): plasma membrane
Molecular function (GO): protein binding; G protein-coupled peptide receptor activity
Source: RefSeq, a predicted model, not a curated record
CUCUCUGAUGCUGAUGGCUUUGAUAUCUGCAGACCGACUCAAGAACAUUGUGUUCCCAUUCAGAGGUGGAGCACUUUCUCGUAACAUGACACACAUCCUUUGUGCCAUCAUAUGGCUCCUCGGCUUCCUCCUGGCAUUCUUUCCAAUGUUUGGCCUGAGAUACUUCGAAAAUUCAGAAACAUAUCACAACUACUACGGAAAAAGCGUCGUCUGCCUUCCCUUGCAGCUCUCUCCUGACAAAACGGAAGGCUGGGAGUACUCUGUUACUGUGUUUGUUGGCCUCAAUUUCUUCCUCUUCUUAUUCAUUACAGCUGCAUACCUCGCCAUAUUCAUAAGCAGAGUGCGGGUCAAAAACCAAUCAGCCAACACAAGGAGAGAGACAGGUCUUGCUAGAAGAGUGUUCUUCAUCAUCUUCACUGAUUGUUUCUGCUGGAUGCCAAUCAUCGUGUUUGGUCUGAGGUCGGUUUUGGAAAAGAUGUACAAAACCCCAGGAGAUCUGGCUGUGUGGAUUGCCGUGUUUGCCCUGCCCAUCAAUUCAGCGAUAAACCCGAUUCUAUACACGUUAGCAACACCAAAGGCGCAAGAGUAUCUGGGAGGCAAAAUAGCAAAGUUGAGAAAAUUCUUACGCAGCAUUUUUCACUGCAGUGAAGACCAAGGGGCUCAUUCCUCGUUAGUUCUAGUUCUAGAUAUUCUUUACAAUUCUCCGGAACUAGUUAUAGUGAGACUCUAA